AUGGUGGAUAAAAAUAGGACGUUGCAUGAAUUAUCUUCCAAAAAUUUCAGCAGAACGCCGAAUGGACUGAUCUUUACCAAUGAUUUAAAGACAGUAUAUUCCAUUUUUCUAAUUUGUUUGGAUUUGAAAGAGAAAAAACAUAGUAGUGACACUAAGUCUUUCUUAUUAACUGCAUUCACUAAACAUUUCCACUUCACUUUUACAUAUCAGGAAGCUAUUAAAGCAAUGGGACAAUUGGAACUAAAAGUGGAUAUGAACACAACUUGUAUUAACGUUUCAUAUAAUAUUAAACCUAGUUUGGCGCGCCACCUUCUUACAUUAUUUAUGUCUUCUAAGCUACUACAUACACCGCAGGACAGAACUCGUGGCGAGCCAAAAGAGAAAGUUCUUUUCCAACCAACACCUAAGGGAGUUGCUGUUUUACAAAAGUAUGUUAGAGAUAUUGGGUUGAAAACAAUGCCUGAUAUUCUUUUGUCAUCGUUUAACUCCAUGAAACUUUUCACUUUUGAGAGAAGCUCUGUCACGGAUUCAAUCAUCCAUAGUGAUUAUUUGAUCCAUAUUCUUUUCAUUAAAAUGAUGGGCGCUAAGCCAAAUGUUUGGUCUCCAACAAACGCAGAUGACCCAUUACCUUGCCUAUCUUCGUUGUUGGAAUACACUAAUAAUGAUGAUACAUUUACUUUUGAGAAAUCUAAGCCAGAACAAGGAUGGCAAGCUCAGAUUGGAAACAUCGAUAUAAAUGACUUAGAAAGGGUAUCGCCAUUAGCUCAUCGAUUCUUUACAAAUCCAGAUUCUGAGUCGCACACGCAAUACUACGUUUCGAAUGCAGGUAUUAGGUUGUUUGAAAAUAAGACGUUUGGCACUUCCAAAAAAAUCGUGAUUAAGUACACCUUUACAACAAAGGCUAUAUGGCAGUGGAUAAUGGACUGUACUGAUAUUAUGCAUGUUAAAGAAGCGGUCUCGUUGGCAGCGUUAUUUUUAAAAACGGGGUUGAUUGUACCAGUUCUUUUACAACCAUCACGCACUGACAAGAAAAAGUUUCAAAUUAGCAGGUCCUCUUUUUUUACCUUGUCCAAGCGUGGUUGGGAUUUGGUUUCUUGGACAGGUUGUAAGAGCAAUAAUAUUAGAGCACCAAAUGGUAGCACCAUAGACCUAGAUUUCACAUUAAGGGGUCAUAUGACUGUUCGUGAUGAAAAAAAGACAUUGGAUGAUAGUGAAGGUUUUUCUCAAGACAUGCUUAUCUCUUCGAGUAAUUUAAAUAAACUGGACUAUGUGCUAACUGAUCCAGGUAUGAGAUAUUUAUUCAGGCGCCAUUUAGAAAAGGAACUUUGUGUAGAAAAUUUGGAUGUCUUCAUUGAGAUUAAGAGGUUUUUGAAGAAAAUGACAAUUCUGAAAAAAUUGAUAGAUUCUAAGCAUUGUGAUAAAAAAUCUAAUACCAGUACUUCAAAAAACAAUAUCGUAAAAACGAUUGAUUCAGCUUUAAUGAAACAGGCCAAUGAGUGCCUUGAAAUGGCAUAUCACAUUUAUUCGUCCUAUAUCAUGAUAGGAUCACCAUAUCAAUUAAAUAUCCAUCAUAACUUGCGUCAGAAUAUUUCUGACAUCAUGUUGCACCCUCAUUCUCCAUUAUCGGAACACUUUCCUACUAAUCUAUACGAUCCAUCACCUGCAUCCGCGGAAUCAGCAGCUUCAUCAAUUAGCUCAACGGAGGCUGACACGUUAGGUGAACCACCUGAAGUGAGUCUAAAACCUUCAAAAAAUCUUUCAAAUGAAAACUGUUCAUUUAAGAAGCAAGGAUUCAAACAUCAGUUAAAGGAAUAUAAACCUGCCCCGUUAACUCUGGCAGAAACGCAUUCGCCUAAUGCAUCAGUAGAAAAUUCACAUACAAUUGUUCGUUAUGGCAUGGACAACACCCAAAAUGAUACCAAAUCGGUUGAAUCAUUUCCAGCAACUUUGAAGGUCCUCAGGAAAUUAUAUCCCCUCUUCGAGAUCGUUAGCAAUGAAAUGUAUAGACUGAUGAAUAACGAUUCCUUUCAAAAAUUUACCCAGUCAGACGUAUACAAAGAUGCUAGCGCUUUAAUAGAAAUCCAAGAAAAGUGCUAA
This is a messenger RNA of Saccharomyces cerevisiae S288C, 2097 nucleotides long. It is a transcript of the gene SST2, whose product is annotated as GTPase-activating protein SST2. Lineage: Eukaryota; Fungi; Ascomycota; Saccharomycetes; Saccharomycetales; Saccharomycetaceae. The transcript has a single exon. Bases 1 to 2097 code for a protein of 698 amino acids. The record is from RefSeq and is marked reviewed. Gene Ontology annotation, molecular function: GTPase regulator activity. Gene Ontology annotation, biological process: intracellular signal transduction.